CGAGCUUCGGAAGCCCCACCUUUCGUGUUUCCCGCACCGUCAAUCAAAAUAGGAAAAAAAUCUACUCGAAAUCGCCGAUCGCAGCCCGCCUUUGAUUACAAUAAUCAUGUUUGGCGUUUAAAUAAACCGAGAAUCUCUCGAUUAAAACCACUCACGCUAUGACUGCCCCAGAACAGCCAGUGAAGCAGGAGGAAAUGGCUGCCUUAGACGUGGACAGCAGUCAAAGCGACUAUCUGCAGGCUCAGCACGGCAGCGGCGGUGAUCAGGACACUCAGCCGUCACCGCUCGCUCUGCUGGCAGCCACCUGCAGCAGGAUCGGCUCGCCGUCGGCACAGGAGGAUGACGGUGCUACCGCCGGUGUGACAGCAGACCUCACAUCCAUACAGUUGACAGGGACCUCAGAGAGAUGGGAGGUGUUGACUCCCACGGCGACCAUAAAGGAGGAGCCGGGCAUCGUGCAUAUUCCAAACACAGGGAUAGUGGCUUCAAACGGACAGUACGUUCUUCCCCUGCAGAACCUGCAGAGCCAGUCCAUCUUCGUCGCGUCAGGAGCGGACGCCUCCUCCAAUACAGUGCCUAACAUCCAGUACCAGGUGAUCCCGCAGAUCCAGACUGCCGACGGUCAGAUGGGCUUCUCUGCCUCUGGGGUGGACGGCAGCCCCGUGGGGCAGGACAGCGGCGGGCACAUACAGAUCUUGCAGGACGCGGGCCAGAGCAUCAGCGUGGCAGGAACGUCCUCCGUCGACAUCCUCACCAACACGCAGAACCUCAUAUCACAGACUGGCCACAUUCAGCAGAUCCAGGGGGUCUCCAUAGGGGGCGCCACCUACAGUAACCAGGGUCAGGUUGUCACUAACGUGCCUGUGGGACUGCCGGGGAAUAUAACCUUCGUACCCAUAAACAGCGUGGAUUUGGACUCGCUGGGCCUGUCGGGGGCGCAGACGAUAGCCACGGGGGUCACCCCGGACGGCCAGCUGAUCAUGGCGGGUCAGCCGGCAGAGGGCUCGGACAAGCCCGGCGAGCAGAUCUCGCAGACGCUGCCAACGGGAGACUCCGGCCAGGACGCGUACGCACCGGCGACGUCGUCGGCCUCCCGGCUGCCCGAGACAAUAGACGGCACGGGCGUGCUGACGCAGGCCACGGCAGCAUCUGCGGGCGACCAGGAGGGCUACGCCCACCACAACCAGGUGCACGGCGUCCAGGUGUCCUCCGCGCAGCCCGUCAUCCAGCUGCAGCAGGUGGCUGCGCAGACAGGCGAUGCCCAGGUGGGUGCGCAGGGCCUGCCUCAGCAGCAGGUGGCCGGGCAGACCAUCCAGAACCUGCAGCUGAUCAACCCGGGCACCUUCCUGAUCCAGGCGCAGACGGUCACGCCGUCGGACCAGAUCCAGUGGCAGACCUUCCAAGUGCAGGGGGUGCAGAACCUGCAGAAUUUGCAGCUGCCCGGUGUGGGCGCAGGCGCCCAGCAGAUCACCCUGGCGCCGGUGCAGACGGUGUCGCUGGCCCAGGGCGGCGCGCUCGGCUCCAGCCCCGUCAGCAUCAGCACCGGCCAGAUCCCCAGCCUGCAGACGGUGACCGUCAACUCCACGCAGGAUGGGAUCCAGUUCCAGUCGGUGGAAGACACGGACAGCCUGGGAGAUAUCCAGAUCAAGGAGGAGCCGGACUCAGACGAGUGGCAGCUGGAGACAGACUCCACCCUGAACCCCAGCGACCUAUCCCACCUGCGGGUGCAGCUGGUGGACGAGGAGAUGGAGCCGCAUGACCAGGAGGACAAGAGACUGCGCGGGGAGGCCUGCACCUGCCCCAACUGCAAGGAGGCAGGCGACAGAGGGUCCAACACGGGGAAGAGGAAGGAGCACGUGUGUCACAUGCCUGGCUGCGGGAAGGUGUACGGGAAGACGUCCCACCUGCGGGCGCACCUGCGCUGGCACUCGGUGGAACGGCCUUUCGUCUGCACCUGGAUGUACUGCGGGAAGAGGUUUAGGCGCAGUGACGAACUGCAGCGGCACAGGAGAACGCACACAGGUACGCGGCGCUCAGCGCCCCACCUGCUCUGGGACAGGGCAGCGGAUUUGGGCUCACCUGGUGCCUCGGAGGCGCAGACGAUAGCCACGGAGGUCACCCCGGACGGCCAUCUGAUCAUGGCGGGUCAGCUGGCAGAGGGCUCGGACAAGCCCGGCGAGCAGAUCUCGCAGGUGCUGCCAACGGGAGACUCCGGCCAGGACGCGUACGCACCGGCGACGUCGUCGGCCUCCCGGCUGCCCGAGACAAUAGACGGCACGGGCGUGCUGACGCAGGCCACGGCAGCGUCUGCGGGCGACCAGGAGGGCUACGCCCACCACAACCAGGUGCACGGCGUCCAGGUGUCCUCCGCGCAGCCCGUCAUCCAGCUGCAGCAGGUGGCUGCGCAGACAGGCGAUGCCCAGGUGGGUGCGCAGGGCCUGCCUCAGCAGCAGGUGGCCGGGCAGACCAUCCAGAACCUGCAGCUGAUCAACCCGGGCACCUUCCUGAUCCAGGCGCAGACGGUCACGCCAUCGGGCCAGAUCCAGUGGCAGACCUUCCAAGUGCAAGGGGUGCAGAACCUGCAGAAUUUGCAGCUGCCCGGCGUGGGCGCAGGCGCCCAGCAGAUCACCCUGGCGCCGGUGCAGACGGUGGCGCUGGCCCAGGGCGGCGCGCUCGGCUCCAGCCCCGUCAGCAUCAGCACCGGCCAGAUCCCCAGCCUGCAGACGGUGACCGUCAACUCCACGCAGGCCGGGAUCCAGUUCCAGCCGGUGGAAGACACGGACAGCCUGGGAGAUAUGCAGAUCAAGGAGGAGCCGGACUCCGAGGAGUGGCAGCUGGGGACGGACUCCACCCUGAACCCCACAGACCUGUCCCACCUGGUGCGGCUGGUGGACGAGGAGAUGGAGCCGCACGGCCAGGAGGGCAAGAGACUGCGCAGGGUGGCCUGCACCUGCCCCAACUGCAAGGAGGCAGGCGGCAGAGGGUCCAACACGGGGAAGAAGAAGCAGCACGUGUGUCACAUGCCGGGCUGCGGGAAGGUGUACGGGAAGACGUCCCACCUGCGGGCGCACCUGCGCUGGCACUCCGGGGAGCGGCCCUUCGUCUGCACCUGGAUGUACUGCGGGAAGAGGUUCACGCGCAGCGACGAGCUGCAGCGGCACAGGAGAACGCACACAGGAGAGAAGAAGUUCGUGUGCCCGGAAUGUUCCAAGCGCUUUAUGCGCAGCGACCACCUGGCCAAGCACAUCAAAACUCACCAGAACAAGAAGGGCGCAGGCACGGGCUCGGGCGCCAUGACGAUGGCCGCCAUGGAGACCGGCGCGUCCUCGGACGGCAUCAUCACGGCGGGGGGCACCACGCUCAUCCUCACCAACAUCCAGCAGGGCUCGGUGCCGGGCCUGGGGACUGUCAACUCCACCAACGCGCAGGAGAUCCCUCUGCGGCUCGUCACAGUGUCGGCAAGCGAAGUCAUGGAGUAGCACACAGCCGACCACAAGAACUUCUCAAUCGCCCUCGCUAUCCCCCCCCCCCCC
Molecule: messenger RNA, 3533 nt
Organism: Megalops cyprinoides (Indo-Pacific tarpon)
Lineage: Eukaryota; Metazoa; Chordata; Actinopteri; Elopiformes; Megalopidae
Product: transcription factor Sp3-like
Exons: 9
Coding region: 159-3479 (1106 amino acids)
Biological process (GO): regulation of transcription by RNA polymerase II
Molecular function (GO): RNA polymerase II cis-regulatory region sequence-specific DNA binding; DNA-binding transcription factor activity, RNA polymerase II-specific
Source: RefSeq, a predicted model, not a curated record